AGUCCAGUGUCAGGGUCUAGGCUGCCUUCAGGACUGCUCGCUGCAAUGUGAUGGCAUAAUGCGGGUGGAGAGAGAGAAAUUGAAAAACAAUGACUGACUGAAAAAAGGAAACAUGCAGGAGGAGGAGGAGCAGGCCAGAACUCUCCACCCCAGGAACAGGAUGUAAGAAGCAGCCUAGCCAGAGGUUUCCUCUCCUCUGGGGGCACCUUGCUGCUGUUACUGAACCUAUUAAGCAACUUGAAGCUGGUUUCAGAAUGGAGGAAUCUUGCCUGCAGCCAGGAGAGCAUGGGAUCUCUCUCAUGACAUCAGACUCAAUAACACCUCCGAGAGCAACAAAUGAUGUCACUGACAAUCUUUGUUUAAUCUGAACAAAAUUGAAGAGGAUUAUUGGAAGCAGAGCCCCUUGCCUGAGUGCCACAGGAGCUAACUUCUGCCAACAAUUGAGUCACUCACACCAAAAGCCUUUAUCCAAAAUCUCUGCUUGGCCAACAUAGGAAAGACGUGAAUCAGAGGGAAGGUACCAGGACGAUACGAUGACCUCCCCAAACACAACCACCCCCAGCGAUGCCCUUUUUCCAAACCCAGCUUCUCAGGCAAACUGGUGCCCUCCUGCCUGCGCCUUCCCUCAUUCCACUGCCCAACACAUAAGUCACCGUGCUAACAAUUACAAGCGGCAUCCAAAGAGAAGGAAGUUCAUCCGGCCUUCCCCCCCUCCUCCUCCCAAUACCCCCAUUCCCAUUGAGCUUAUUGACUUCAGUGACAUCCCGCCACGACACUCCUUCUGGGAACUGCUUUUCAACGGAUGCAUUCUGUUUGGAAUUGAGUUCAGCUAUGCAAUGGAGACAGCUUAUGUCACCCCUGUCCUCCUACAGAUGGGUUUACCAGAUGAAUUGUACAGCAUGGUUUGGUUCAUCAGUCCCAUAUUAGGGUUCCUGGUUCAGCCUGUAUUGGGUGCCUGGAGUGACAGCUGCUGUUCUCCUUUUGGCCGACGCAGACCCUUCAUCCUGGUUCUGGCAAUCGGUGCACUGAUUGGCCUCUCACUACUACUCAAUGGUCAAGACAUUGGUCUUGCUGUUGCUGACACAGUUACUAAUCACAAGUGGGGCAUCAUUCUGACUAUCUGUGGUGUGGUAUUAAUGGAUUUUAGUGCUGACUCAGCAGACAACCCAAGCCAUGCCUACAUGAUGGACGUCUGCUGCCCAGAGGAUCAGGACCGAGGCCUGAAUAUCCAUGCACUCCUGGCAGGUCUGGGAGGAGGAUUCGGUUACAUCAUUGGUGGGAUCAAGUGGGACCAGACAAAUUUUGGAAAAGUGUUAGGAGGUCAGCUUCGGGUUAUAUACAUUUUCACUGCAGUAAUAUUGACCAUAACUACCAUCCUGACACUAACCAGUAUCCCAGAAAAGCGGCUGAACCCACAGGGAAGAAGGAAGAAAGUGAUGAAGAGUCCCAGUCUUGCUCUACCUCCCUCUCCACCGAUGGUGUUGGAAGAAGGUGGAGGCCAGACUGCCAGUCAGAAUGCCACUCGGAUGUACACCAGCAUGACCAGUCCCAUUUCCCCACUGAGCCCCCUGACCCCCAAAUAUGGGAGCUUCCUGAGCCGUGACAGCUCUCUGACUGGGAUUAAUGAGUUUGCCUCAUCCUAUGGGACCUCCUACAUUGACACUGUCCUCAUUGACUGCUACAUAGGGGCCAAUGAUCAAUAUAUCAGCUUCCCCAGACACACACUGAGUGCGAGUCUUCCCCGGAUACCUGAUGAGGUGGAAAAUGAGGAAAUGGAACCCUCAGUGAUCACUGAGAAUCCAGGGAGUCUGCAGGAUGCCUCACUUGAUGCCACGAGAAACCCAGCAUCAGGAAUUCUCAAAAGACCCGAAACUUUGAGUAUUCCAAACAGCUACCUUGGAAACAGUGGUGACAACAGUCGAAGGAGGACAGUGACCUUCAGUCAACAGGUUGCCAAUAUAUUGCUGAAUGGAGUGAAAUAUGAAACUGACUUGAAUGGAUCAGGGGAAUUAUCGGAAAGACCUCUCUCCAUAUCUUUCUUGUUCUCAUCGAUCUGUCACAUGCCAAAACCAUUGCGGAAUCUGUGUGUCAAUCACUUCUUAGGCUGGCUCUCCUUUGAAGGCAUGCUGCUGUUUUACACUGACUUCAUGGGGGAGGUAGUGUAUGGUGGUGACCCAAAGGCCCCUCAUGACUCAGAAGCAUUUCAGAAAUAUAAUGCGGGAGUGAGCGUGGGCUGCUGGGGUAUGUGCGUCUACGCAUUCAGUGCUGCUUUUUACUCAGCACUCCUGGAGAAACUGGAGGAAUACUUCAGUGUCCGAACACUCUACUUCUUCGGCUAUCUAUCGUUUGGGAUUGGCACUGGCAUAGCUACUCUGUCCAGGAACAGCUAUGUGCUUUUAUCGCUCUGUGUCACAUAUGGACUGCUGUUUUCUUCACUCUGCACUCUACCCUACUCGCUGCUCUGUGAAUACUACCAGAGCAAAAAGUUUGUAGGACCAAAUGCGAAUGGGACCAAGCGGGGGAUGGGUGUGGACAUUUCACUGCUGAGCUGCCAGUACUUCCUUGCACAGAUCAUCGUUUCCAUAGUGAUGGGACCACUCACAUCAGUUGUGGGCAGUGCCAAUGGCGUGAUGUACUUUGCCAGCCUGACCUCCUUCAUCGGGUGCUUGUACUCUUCUCUGUUUGUGAUUUAUGACAUCCCUCCUGAUGAUAAUGGUGAGGAGCAGACUCCCCUCCUCAUGAAUGUCUGACAUAGCAAAUUCCACUUUCAAUCUGUUCAAGGAACUGACUCCCGAGAAUAAGCCACUGGACAUUUGCACUUUUCCCAAGAUCCCACAACAUUGAGUCAUCAUUAUUCAAACAGGAACAGAAACAACGAAGACUAAUUCCUCUUUUUUUUCUAAUUGGUGCUGGUACCUCAGAUAUAAAUAUAUAUAAAAUAUAUAAAUAACAAAGAUGUUGACUAGUUCAAUAGUGCGAGUAAAGUGCAUGGUUUGCAAGUGAUCCGGUUCUACUCCAUUCAGACAAGUGACUGAUGCACAACGGGAAGCCUCAACCACAUGUUGGUCAUCUAGGAGAAGCCUUGCUUGCAACAUGCAGCCAACCAAGAAUUGAAAUGGCAGUAUGUGUCCGUUUCAAUUCCAGCCUUAAAGACAUCUCUCCAUUUCUCCAGGUGAUCACUAUGGAAGAUGCUAAGGCUUUGUUCAAGUUCAAAAGUGAAAUGUUCCCAACAGGAAGAAUACAGUGGUUCACUGGCGCGGCAAGGUACUACAAAUAUCAUAAACGACCCUCAGAAAAUUCCAGCCGGCAGUUUUCUCCAAUGUUUGGCCAUGGUUUGUUCAAGGACUCAGUGUACCUCCCCUACAGUGUCAACUCAAUCAUGAAACCACCCAGUGAAACUGUGCUCUAAUUUCAUAACAACAUUCAUGGAAAACUCAAAAUCUAUCCAGUAACUCACCACAAGCACAUGGAAUAGGAGAGUUCCACGUUGCAUCUAUAGUCUUCCUUCCAGCUGGGUGGCAACAACAUUUGUAAAUGGCUUCAGUGAUAUGGGUCAGGGAAAUCAGCCUUGCCUACCACUUUAUAAGUUAUCCAGCAACUUUCUGUUUUAUUCAUUCAUGGGGUGUGGACUUUGCUGGCUAGGCCGGCAUUUAUUUCUCAUUCCAAAUUACCUUGAGAAGGUAGUGGUGAGCUGUUUUCUUGAACUGCUGCAGUCAUUGGGGUGUAGGAACACCCAGAGCUGUUGGGAGGGAGUUCCAGGAUUUUGAUCCAACAAUAGUGAAGGAACAGCCAUAUAGCUCCAAGUCAGAUUGGUAUGUUGUUCAGGGGGGUAGAUUACAACUGGUUGUGUUUUCUUGUGUUCACUGCCUUUGUCCUUCUGAUUGGUAAACGUUGCAAGUUGGAAGCUGCCGUCAGAGGACGGGUCAGCAGACAUAUAUGGCAGUGGCUGAAGACAGAGGAAGUGCUGUCCUUUGCGACCAAGGAGUCUUUAACAUCGCAGAUGUCUCACAAGUUGCUCCAAAAACAUUUACUACCAUAUGCAGUAAUUAUUUGAGUGAUGCAUGGGAGAGAACCUAUAGUAUAAAUUUAGGAGGGUACGACAUGUUCAUCAUAACUUAUCUCCACACUUACUGGCAUUAUUAAAGUUUUGAUGGUUAAACAAGUUGCCUGAAUUUUCAGAAGAAGCAUUACUUCAAGUACAUUGACAGCACAUUAUAUAUAUUACUGUAUGUGCAUACAGGCAAAGAUUUUGUGUGUAUGUACCAGGGAAUUGUAACAUGGUUAGAUAAAGAGUAAAGCUUCCAAUCCACCGCCCCAUCAGAUACUCACAGGUUAAGUACAGAUAGCUUCCUGCUGAGGCUAUAGUAAUUAUUUUCAUUGAGCAUUACUAUACUCAAUCCCUCUCAGUACUUCCCCUUUUCUGGUGCAGUGAGUAGAAUCUAAGCAGCACAGUUUUGAAAACAUAACAACAUUUAUUGCCUCCCCCCUAUAGAACUUGCUUUGGGUAACAAGGCAACUGAAGAACAUGAAAUACACGUUCUCUAAAGCUUGAUGGGUAAACAUGCCCGUAUGAAAUCAUGAUGGGGAAAACUCAUUGAAUUAUUUCACUUGAGCUCUGUGUUUGCAUCAAAAUCACCGGACUUCAGGAAUAACCACUGUCCUGUGCAGAGCAAAAAUACUUCUGUUUACCAAAUCAACCUUCACAUUUUGAAUGAGAGAGAAAGGUCUGUCAUCAAAUGUAUGAACACUGCUCACCAGUUAGAAAGGAACCAAAUGCACUUGUAAAAUGUAUUUGACUUGAAUAUGAAUGACACAGUAAGUACCUUGGUUUAAAAAAUA
Stegostoma tigrinum is the source of this 4839-nucleotide messenger RNA. RefSeq names its product solute carrier family 45 member 1 (gene slc45a1). The coding region runs from base 534 to 2750 and encodes 738 amino acids. The transcript has 10 exons. The record is from RefSeq and is a predicted model, not a curated record. Gene Ontology annotation, molecular function: sucrose:proton symporter activity. NCBI's taxonomy places the organism in Eukaryota, Metazoa, Chordata, Chondrichthyes, Orectolobiformes, Stegostomatidae. Gene Ontology annotation, cellular component: membrane.